GUUUUAACCGUUUUAUCUCUCACGCUGGAUCCGGAUCCGUGAACGUUAGGGUUUCGUAGCAGUUUUCACCCGGCGGCUCUGGCAACGUACUUCUAUUGGCUGGCUGUCUAAUCUGCACACUCUCACUCUAACUCUCUCUCUCUGCCCUGCAAACUAACUCUCUCUCCCUCUCUGCUGAUUGAUAGAAAUUGAAGAAUGUCGAUAACCAAUCGUUUGUCGACUUCGAUUUCUUCAUCAUCCUCGGCUUUCUUAGGUCAAGACCGCCAUUUCAAAAUAAGACCCCAGAAUGUCUUUCUUCCACCGAAAAACCCUAGGAUUUGUAAAUGCGUUGCAACCACGCCUACUGAGAAAACUGUAUUUGCUGCAAUUUGUGAAGCUUACACGACUAAGGUCUCUCGCAAUGCAAACAUGGCCAAACUUCAAGCUGGAUACCUGUUUCCAGAGAUUGCGAGAAGAAGGGCUGCACACAUGUUGAAGUACCCUGAUGCACAAGUGAUAAGCCUUGGAAUUGGUGACACUACUGAACCCAUUCCUGAUGUUAUAACUUCUGCCAUGGCUAAGAGAUCACAUGGACUGUCGACAAUAGAGGGUUACAGUGGUUAUGGAGCUGAACAAGGUGAAAAAUUAUUGAGAGCUGCAAUUGCUUCAACUUUUUAUGCAAACCUUGGCAUAGAGGAAGAUGAUAUAUUUGUUUCAGAUGGUGCUAAAAGUGACAUAUCCCGCCUCCAGGUCCUUUUCGGCUCUGGUGUUACAAUGGCAGUGCAGGAUCCAUCUUACCCAGCUUAUGUAGACUCAAGUGUUAUUAUGGGUCAGACUGGACAGUAUCAAAAGGAUUUUGGGUAUGGAAAAAUUGAAUACAUGAAGUGUACUCCUGAGAAUGGUUUCUUUCCUGAUUUAUCUACUGUCUCUCGAACCGAUGUCAUAUUUUUUUGUUCACCAAACAAUCCAACUGGUUCUGCUGCAACGAGGGAUCAACUGACUCAACUAGUACAGUUUGCUAAGGAAAAUGGGUCAAUCAUAGUCUAUGAUUCUGCAUAUGCAUUGUAUAUGUCAGAUGACAACCCAAAAUCCAUCUUUGAAAUUCCUGGUGGUCGAGAGGUUGCAAUUGAAACUUCUUCGUUUUCCAAGUAUGCUGGGUUCACCGGAGUUCGUUUAGGUUGGACAGUGGUUCCCAGAGAGCUUAAAUUUUCAGAUGGAUUUCCAGUGGCCAAGGACUUCAAUCGCAUUGUUUGUACUUGCUUCAACGGUGCAUCUAACAUUGCUCAAUCUGGUGGUCUUGCAUGCCUUUCACCAGAAGGCCUUGAGGCUAUGCAGGAGGUGAUUGGUUUCUACAAAGAAAACACUGAGAUUAUAGUCGAAACAUUCACUUCGCUUGGUUUUAAUGUGUACGGAGGGAAAAAUGCACCAUACGUGUGGGUUCACUUUCCUGGACAAAACUCGUGGGACGUGUUCAGUGAGAUUCUUGAGAAGACCCAUGUUGUUACAACGCCUGGCAGUGGUUUUGGACCUGGCGGUGAAGGUUUCGUUAGGGUUAGUGCCUUCGGUCAUAGGGCCAAUGUGUUAGAAGCAUGUAGAAGAUUCAAGGAGUUGUACAAGUGAAGGAAGGUUUCACCUACCUCCAUCAUGUUCCAUGUUUUCUGUGAUUGUAGGAUCUUAGCGGGUUGUUGAAAAUACUUAAACGUCAGUGAUUUCGUUUGAGGAUCAAGUUUACAAAAGUUGAAUUUUGUUCUCUGAUGUGAAAAUUUGUUUAGCUUCGGAGAGAUAGAUCUCUUUUAUGUGUGGUUGAUAACAAACUGCCAUACUUGUCUGGAAUAAUUGUGAAAUAUUUAGACUAUUAUGUAGUCCAUGCUCUUACUCUAAUUUGA
This is a messenger RNA of Camellia sinensis, 1865 nucleotides long. RefSeq names its product Pyridoxal phosphate (PLP)-dependent transferases superfamily protein (gene AGD2). The record is from RefSeq and is a predicted model, not a curated record. Gene Ontology annotation, biological process: biosynthetic process. NCBI's taxonomy places the organism in Eukaryota, Viridiplantae, Streptophyta, Magnoliopsida, Ericales, Theaceae. Gene Ontology annotation, molecular function: transaminase activity; pyridoxal phosphate binding.